GGCUGCGGGCGGAGCCUCGGAGGACGGACGCGGGCGCUCAGACGGCGGCGGUCCUCGCAGGCGCCCGCGCGAGUCCGAGCUGCUCCGCAGCCGCCGCCGCCGCCGCCGGCUCGUCGUUGCGCCCCGGCCUCCCUCCCCCCUGCUGUCCCGCCCUCCGCGGCCCUCGUUGCGGGACCCGGCCGCUGCGUGAUGGGGCUGAGAGGAGGCGCCCUGCGGCUCGCGGCGGCCGCUGCUCGCGCUGAGGAGCGUCCGUGCUCGGCCCCCCGCACCUCCGCGCGCCGCGGCGGCUGCUGACCCGCCCGCCCGCCCGCCCGCCGGUCCGCAGCGCGGCUGAGGAAACUUGGACAUAACUUCAAAAGAAGAUUUGAUUCUUUAUUUCUGGACUGCAAUUAUAUAACAAGACCAUCAGGAUGUCGGGAGCCUCAGUGAAGGUGGCUGUGCGAGUGCGGCCUUUCAAUUCUCGAGAGACCAGCAAAGAGUCCAAGUGCAUCAUUCAGAUGCAAGGCAACUCGACUAGUAUUGUUAACCCAAAGAACCCCAAGGAAGCUCCAAAGUCCUUCAGCUUCGACUAUUCCUACUGGUCUCACACCUCGCCUGAAGAUCCCUGUUUCGCAUCUCAAAACCGUGUGUACAAUGACAUUGGAAAGGAAAUGCUCUUACAUGCCUUUGAGGGCUAUAAUGUCUGUAUUUUUGCCUAUGGGCAGACUGGUGCUGGGAAAUCGUACACAAUGAUGGGUAAACAAGAAGAAAGCCAGGCUGGCAUCAUUCCACAGUUAUGUGAAGAACUAUUUGAGAAAAUCAAUGACAACUGUAAUGAAGAAAUGUCCUACUCUGUAGAGGUGAGCUACAUGGAAAUUUACUGUGAAAGAGUUCGAGAUUUGCUGAAUCCAAAAAACAAGGGUAAUUUGCGUGUACGCGAACACCCACUUCUUGGCCCAUAUGUGGAGGAUCUGUCAAAGCUGGCAGUCACUUCCUACACAGACAUUGCUGACCUCAUGGAUGCUGGGAACAAAGCCAGGACAGUGGCAGCUACCAACAUGAAUGAAACAAGUAGCCGUUCCCAUGCUGUGUUUACAAUUGUUUUCACCCAGAAGAAACACGAUACCGAGACCAACCUCUCCACUGAGAAGGUCAGUAAAAUCAGCUUGGUGGAUCUAGCAGGGAGUGAACGAGCUGAUUCAACUGGUGCCAAAGGGACUCGAUUAAAGGAAGGAGCAAAUAUUAAUAAGUCUCUUACAACUCUGGGCAAAGUCAUUUCAGCCUUGGCGGAAGUGGAUAACUGCACCAGCAAGAGUAAGAAGAAGAAGAAAACUGAUUUUAUUCCCUACAGGGAUUCUGUGCUUACUUGGCUCCUUCGAGAAAAUCUAGGUGGCAAUUCUCGGACUGCAAUGGUUGCUGCUCUGAGCCCAGCAGAUAUCAACUAUGAUGAAACUUUGAGCACUCUGAGAUAUGCAGAUCGUGCAAAACAAAUUAAAUGCAAUGCUGUUAUCAAUGAAGACCCCAAUGCCAAGCUCGUCCGUGAAUUAAAGGAGGAGGUGACACGACUUAAGGACCUUCUUCGUGCUCAGGGACUGGGUGAUAUCAUUGAUAUUGAUCCAUUGAUCGAUGAUUACACUGGAAGUGGAGGCAAAUAUCUGAAAGAUUUUCAGAACAAUAAGCAUAGAUAUUUGCUAGCCUCUGAGAAUCAACGCCCUGGCAAUUUUUCCACAGCAUCCAUGGGGUCCCUUACUUCAUCUUCAUCUUCCUGCUCACUCAGUAGUCAGGUGGGCUUAACAUCUGUGACCAGCAUUCAGGAGAGGAUCAUGUCUACCCCUGGAGGGGAAGAAGCCAUCGAACGUCUAAAGGAAUCAGAGAAGAUCAUUGCUGAGUUGAAUGAAACGUGGGAAGAGAAGCUGCGUAAAACAGAGGCCAUCAGAAUGGAAAGAGAGGCCUUGUUGGCUGAGAUGGGAGUUGCCAUUCGGGAAGAUGGAGGAACUCUGGGGGUUUUCUCACCUAAAAAGACCCCACAUCUUGUUAACCUCAAUGAGGACCCACUGAUGUCGGAAUGCCUGCUUUAUUACAUCAAAGAUGGAAUUACAAGAGUUGGCCAAGCAGAUGCUGAGCGGCGCCAGGACAUCGUGCUGAGCGGGGCUCACAUUAAAGAGGAGCAUUGUAUCUUCCGGAGCGAGAGAAACAACAGCGGGGAUGUUAUCGUGACUCUGGAGCCUUGUGAACGCUCAGAAACCUACGUAAAUGGCAAGAGGGUGGCCCAGCCUGUCCAGCUGCGCUCAGGAAACCGUAUCAUCAUGGGUAAAAACCAUGUGUUUCGUUUUAACCACCCUGAGCAAGCACGGGCUGAGCGGGAAAAGACUCCUUCUGCUGAGACCCCCUCUGAGCCUGUAGAUUGGACAUUUGCCCAGAGAGAGCUUCUGGAAAAACAAGGAAUUGAUAUGAAACAGGAAAUGGAGAAAAGGUUACAGGAAAUGGAAAUCCUAUACAAAAAGGAGAAGGAGGAAGCAGAUCUUCUCUUGGAACAGCAGAGACUGGACUAUGAGAGUAAAUUGCAGGCCUUGCAGAAGCAGGUGGAGACUCGAUCCCUGGCUGCAGAAACAACUGAAGAGGAAGAAGAGGAAGAAGAAGUUCCUUGGACACAACAUGAAUUUGAGCUGGCCCAGUGGGCCUUCCGAAAGUGGAAGUCUCACCAGUUUACUUCUUUAAGGGACUUACUCUGGGGCAAUGCUGUGUACCUGAAGGAGGCCAAUGCCAUCGGCGUGGAACUGAAGAAGAAGGUGCAGUUCCAAUUUGUGCUGCUGACUGACACAUUGUACUCCCCUUUACCUCCGGAAUUACUUCCCACUGACACGGAAAAAACUCAUGAAGAUCGGCCUUUCCCUCGGACAGUGGUGGCAGUAGAAGUCCAGGAUUUGAAGAAUGGCGCAACACAUUAUUGGUCGUUGGAGAAACUCAAGCAGAGGCUGGACUUGAUGCGAGAGAUGUACGACAGGGCAGGUGAGAUGGCCUCCAGCGCCCAAGACGAGAGCGAAACCGCCAUGACGGGCAGCGACCCGUUUUAUGAUCGGUUCCAUUGGUUCAGACUUGUCGGCAGCUCCCCCAUUUUCCAUGGCUGUGUGAAUGAGCGCCUUGCCGACCGCACACCCUCCCCCACUUUUUCCACGGCUGAUUCCGACAUCACUGAGCUGGCUGACGAGCAGCAAGAUGAGAUGGAGGAUUUUGAUGAUGAGGCGUUCGUGGAUGACACCGGCUCUGACGCAGGGACGGAGGAGGGAUCAGAUCUCUUCAGUGACGGGCAUGACCCGUUUUACGACCGAUCCCCAUGGUUCAUUUUAGUGGGAAGGGCAUUUGUAUACCUGAGCAAUCUGCUGUAUCCCGUGCCCCUGAUCCACAGGGUGGCCAUUGUUAGCGAGAAGGGUGAAGUGCGGGGAUUUCUGCGGGUGGCGGUCCAGGCCAUUGCAGCGGAUGAAGAAGCUCCUGAUUAUGGCUCUGGAAUUCGACAGUCAGGAACUGCUAAAAUAUCUUUUGAUAACGAGUACUUUAAUCAGAGUGACUUUUCUUCCGUUGCAAUGACUCGUUCUGGCCUGUCCUUGGAAGAGCUGAGGAUUGUGGAAGGACAGGGUCAGAGUUCUGAGGUCAUCAGUCCUCCAGAAGAAAUCAAUCGAAUGAAUGACUUGGAUUUGAAGUCGAGUACUUUGCUGGAUGGGAAGAUGGUCAUGGAAGGGUUUUCUGAAGAGAUUGGCAACCACCUGAAACUGGGCAGUGCCUUCACUUUCCGUGUGACCGUGUUGCAGGCCAGCGGGAUCCUCCCGGAGUACGCAGACAUCUUCUGUCAGUUCAACUUUUUGCAUCGCCAUGAUGAAGCAUUCUCCACUGAACCCCUCAAAAACAACGGCAGAGGAAGUCCUCUGGGCUUUUACCAUGUGCAGAAUAUUGCAGUGGAGGUCACUGAGUCGUUUGUGGAGUACAUCAAAACCAAGCCGAUAGUAUUUGAAGUCUUCGGGCAUUAUCAGCAGCACCCACUUCACCUGCAAGGACAGGAUCUGAACAGUCCUCCUCAGCCAUCUCGACGAUUCUUCCCUCCGCCCAUGCCGCUCUCCAAGCCAGUUCCAGCCACCAAGUUAAACACCAUGAGCAAAACCAGCCUUGGCCAGAGCAUGAGCAAGUAUGAUCUUCUGGUUUGGUUUGAGAUCAGCGAACUGGAGCCUACAGGAGAGUAUAUCCCAGCUGUGGUGGACCACACAGCAGGCUUGCCCUGCCAGGGGACAUUCCUGCUUCACCAGGGCAUCCAGCGAAGGAUCACAAUGACCAUCGUCCAUGAGAAGGGAAGCGAGCUCCACUGGAAAGAUGUGCGUGAGCUGGUGGUAGGGCGGAUUAGGAAUAAGGCUGAGGUGGAUGAAGCUGCGAUUGACGCCAUCCUCUCCCUAAAUAUCAUCUCUGCCAAGUACCUGAAGUCUUCCCACAACUCCAGCAGGACCUUCUACCGUUUUGAGGCCGUGUGGGACAGCUCCCUCCACAACUCCCUCCUUCUCAACCGAGUGACACCCUACGGGGAAAAGAUCUACAUGACCUUGUCGGCCUACCUAGAGCUGGAUCAUUGCAUCCAGCCCGCUGUCAUCACCAAGGAUGUGUGCAUGGUCUUCUACUCUCGGGACGCCAAGAUCUCACCCCCACGCUCUCUGCGCAGCCUCUUUGGCAGCGGCUACUCGAAGUCACCAGACUCCAAUCGAGUCACUGGAAUUUAUGAACUCAGUUUAUGCAAAAUGGCAGACACAGGUAGUCCAGGCAUGCAGAGGAGGAGGAGAAAAGUCUUGGACACAUCAGUGGCCUAUGUGCGGGGGGAGGAGAACUUGGCUGGCUGGCGGCCCCGUGGGGACAGCCUCAUCCUGGAGCACCAGUGGGAGCUGGAGAAGCUGGAGCUCAUCCAUGAGGUGGAGAAAACCCGCCACUUCCUGCUUCUGCGUGAGAGACUUGGUGACAGCACCCCCAAAUCCCUGAGCGACUCGUUGUCCCCCAGCCUGAGCAGUGGCACCCUCAGCACCUCCACCAGCAUCUCCUCUCAGAUCUCAACCACCACCUUUGAAAGUGCCAUCACGCCCAGCGAGAGCAGUGGCUACGACUCCACAGACAUUGAAAGCCUGGUGGACCGCGAGAAAGAGCUGGCCACCAAGUGUCUGCAACUUCUCACCCACACUUUCAACCGAGAGUUCAGCCAGGUGCACAGCAGCAUCAGUGACUGUAAGCUGUCGGACAUCUCUCCGAUUGGACGGGAUCCCUCUGUGUCCAGUUUCAGCAGCUCGACCCUCACUCCCUCCUCCACCUGCCCCUCUCUGGUAGACUCUAGGAGCAGCUCUCUGGAUCAGAAGACUCCAGAAGCCAAUUCCCGGGCCUCUAGUCCCUGCCCAGAAUUUGAACAGUUUCAGAUUGUCCCAACUGUGGAAACACCGUAUUUGGCCCGAGCAGGGAAAAAUGAAUUUCUCAACCUUGUUCCAGAUAUUGAAGAAAUUAGACCAGGCUCAGUGGUUUCCAAGAAAGGAUACCUGCAUUUCAAGGAGCCAUUUUCCAGCAACUGGGCUAAGCAUUUUGUUGUGGUCCGUCGCCCUUACGUCUUCAUCUAUAACAGUGACAAGGACCCGGUGGAACGUGGCAUCAUUAACCUGUCCACAGCGCAGGUGGAAUACAGCGAGGACCAGCAGGCCAUGGUGAAGAGUCCUAACAUCUUCGCUGUGUGCACGAAGCACCGUGGGGUCCUUUUGCAGGCCCUCAACGACAAGGACAUGAGCGACUGGUUAUAUGCCUUCAAUCCUCUCCUUGCUGGCACAAUACGGUCAAAGCUCUCCCGCAGAGGCUCAAGCCAGCCGAAGUACUGAGCGCUGCGCCCCUGCCUUCCCAGAGAUAAAGGAAGAAGUUACCUCUGUUUCUCUUUGUGAUUCUUGACGGUUGCUCUUGUAUGUAAUCCUGUGGCUUAACUACUUUCCCUCUCGUCCAGCACUUCUCUAGCUCCUGUUCCCCAUCUCCAUUGCUCUGUACCCUUUUUCUUUUUUCCUGUGCUGAGAAUCUUGUUGGUAGCAUGUGGCCUAACAAACGGGGGAAAACACAUACAACAAAACAAACAAAAACACAGAGCGGGAAAUCCAGUGACUCUCAGAUUAUUUUGGUAUAUCUCGGCUUCCUUUUGUAUGAGAGCUCCCCCUGUGACUACCUGAUGUCUGUCCCGCUGUCUUUGGAUAUCUGUCUUUUUUGAAGACAACAUACUACAUUUUUCUUUUCUCUGUUUGUGCUCUCACUUUAAUUUUUCUUUGGUGGCUUAGAGACAAAGCAAGGAGACAUUGGCCUUUUGGGAAGCUGAGAGGGAAAAGCUUGCCUUUUUCCCUCUGUUGCUUUCUUCCCUCACUGGUCCCUGCGUUUCCAUUCAGGGAGAAGGCUGUGGUGAGCUCAGCAACGGGGCAGGUAUGUUCUCUGAAGCCGGGCUUGCUUAGAACAUGGGUAUGCAGUUUUCAGUUAGUGGAAGAGAAGAGAGGAGAGGGCCUCUAACCCCCGAGGCAGUGGCUGCUGCUGACUUGUCAGAAGGGAAGAGCGUAGAGUGGGGGUGGGCCAUGGGUGGGUGGACGGUCAGUAGGGUUCCUGUGAACUUGCUUCUGGUCUGGGAGGGAGCCUCCUCUCUGUUCUGUUCUUGGCAUUGGCGGUGAUGGGUUUGGAGUCUGUGAUGUCAUACACAGAUGUCCCACCAGGGGGAGUGCUUCGCUUUCUCAUGAGGAACCUGAUGGUCUUUGUAAUGCUGAGUAAAUGACCUUGUGAUUGUAGCUCCCGUUUAUCAAAGAAAUGUAGCUUUCACGUAUGAACCUGGAAGUCUCCUCUGAACCAGUGGUUGUUUUCAGUAACCUCUGUCGGACUGGAAAGACUGUCAAUGAUGCCUGUCCCUAUCCUCAUAAAUAAGCAGGCCUGGCAGACUGCGUGCUGGACCCCAGGAUCAAAUUCAGCCGCUCCACUGCUAAGAACAAAGCGAAAGGACAUCUGGGGGCAGGAAAGACCCGCCUGAGCCAGACCCCAGGGUGACCUCGCCUGGCUUCGCCAUCGGGCAUGGAGGCGGUGCCAGAGGAGGAAGGAGGAAGCUGAUAGGCCCUGACGGGACAGGGCCAGCUCUUCUCAGAGGCCUGCAGGGUUUCAGAGUGACCUGGAGGGAGAAAGGCCCGCUUCCUUGAGCAGCUUCGCCAUUGGUCGGCUUGGGUUGUUUAUCCCAUCCUUCACUCCCUUGCUCAGACUUCUCUGCUUGACCACCCCGUGGGCACUCGGGACAGUCUCUGCUGGUUCCCGCUUUGUGGAGAUGUCGGGUCUCAGCCUGGGGGUUGCUCACUCUCAGUGCUGGGAACUGGGUGGCUUUGCCUCAGUGGCCAAGGGCAGGGGUCACGCACUCUGCUGGCAGGCUCAGCCCCUGCUUCCGCCCUCCCCGCUUGGGCUCAUCUCACAACAGGGACUAUUGCCUUGCCAAGGGGCGGUGGUGAGGCAGGGAGAGGUACUAAGAGAAAGGACAGAACCGCAGGCUGUGACCUCACCUGAAAAGUGGUCAGUAAAACUAUCGAUUUUUUAAACUUCUCCUUAAAACAUAGGUCACUAACACUAAUGUUACUAGUUUUUCUAAGCGACAUUUUUAAUGUAGUUAGAGGUUUCGGCAUUAUCUAAUGGACACAACAUGGCCUUCUGGCGUAUACCCCGACCUAGGAUCUGUCCGUGUGACUGCUUCCUGGGCCGGAAUUAAACACAACUUCAGGGAAGUGACAUUGGAAGGUUACUGUUAGAAUCAAAUCAUGGAUGCUGCUGCCGGGAGGAAGGUUGAUGGAAGGCCCACGUCUGUGUGGCAGCAGGUGGGGAGGCUGAGGAAUCGUGGGAGACACUGAAAUGACGGGUUUCUCCUUCUAACAAACACAACUGGUGGGAAAGUCUCUGCUUUGGAGUGUCGGCUCUCAGAACAGGCGGCACCGGAUUGUUCGUCACGUGCCCACGUGAGGGCGCGGCAUCUCCUGUGCGCUCCCGUCCGCGGGGCCUCUGGCGUGGCUGACGGUUACAGCAGCCCCUUUUGGCACCCCCCCUUUCUCUGGGGCCCAUCUUCAAACGAGUUGGACGUUUCAGGGUUGAUGUUCCCUUUCCAGAAGGUUCUCCCCCACUUUGAAGUCCUGAGAGGCUUUCAGACCGGACCUCUUCUGAGGCCUUGGCUGAAGCCUGGGGCCAGGAAAGUUGAGGAAUGGACUUGACCUUUUAAGGAAACCACCUUUUGAGGGUUUUUAAUUUCUUUUUUUCCAAAUCACUCCUUGAAACAAGCAAAAAAAAAAAAAAAGGCAAGAAAGAAAACUCUUACACAAAUGAAGGAAGCAUGAAUGCUAGUUAAAAGUAACCCUCUGGUCCCCGCGUUCCCAAUCCUCUCUCCUGCCAAAGCAAAAUCCGGCCUCACAGCCCGCACCAAACCAGCCCUCACCAAGCCAGUGCUCCUGUGCCGGCCUGGGGGUCAGCCAGCCCUCAGACCGGCUGUGCGGGGCCAGCCAGCCCCUGCACACACACGGCCAGGACUGGCUCUGGCAGCUGGGCGGGUCCCAAAUUCCUGCACACCGUUAACCAAUGACCUUCCCAACCAGGAAACCCCUGCUUUAUGUAUCUCUUUCCCUUCAGCUCUGCAGAACUUACACAGACACUCAUAGUUUUGCUGGAUAUUUUCUAGCUCUUUUAAGAGGAAAAGAUAAAUCAUUGCGAAAGGCCUUUUGGGAUCUAAAAGUAAAAUGACUUCUCCUGGCACAUAUAUCAAAGCAAAGACUUGGUUGCCUGCUGCUUGUUCUCUAAUUAUUUAAUUAAAUUAAAUUCUGUAAGGUAUUUGUAUAUUUAUACAGCUGUAAUUAAUUGCACAUUGGACUGGAAAAGAAAGGCUGACCUCGCGUGUGGCACGCCCCUCGGUUCCCCUGGGCAGUGUCAGGGCUUGUUGUUGGUUCGUUUGACGGGGGUCCUUCAUCUUUCCUUUGGGUCCUUUUUUAAAUGUGAUUGUUAACCUGCUCCUUAAAGAGAGUUCUAAUCCUGCUGCUGCUCUCAGAAGCCGUGCUGACUGUACUCGAAACGGGACUCUGACGCGUGGACUGCAGCGCCCACCCUGGGUGACUCAGCCACGUGCGUGGCCAAACCCUUACUGCGUGCGAUAGGAAUGCACUGAGUUGUCUGAGAGCUGAUCUGCUUUUGUUGUUCAAAAGGCCAUUUAUGAAAUUCCUAUUCGAGCCCCAUAAAAUCUGAAAGCUGCUAAAUCAUUUAAAGGAAGCAAUUAGAGUCGGUACAAAUUUCAUGUUAAAAACCCACAGCCAGAUCGCUGUGCUCAGAUGGAAGUCCGAGCUGAGGUUGGUCUCGCCGAACCUGGCUGUCGUGUGUCCUUUCAUGUCUCCGAGUUAUUUGACGCUGCGUGUUUGGCAUCCGUUGGCCUGAGGGCUCCAUCGGCCUUCUCACGUGGAAGGCACCGUCUUAGACUUCGUGGCUCCAAAGUGUCUGUCCAUUGAGAUUUCAAUCCUCACGUCACCUUCCUUGUGCAUUAAACAAACCCAUGAACAUAAGUGGCCUUUCUGAACCGGACUUUGCAAACUGAUCUCUCCCCAGUGAAGGAGUUGAGCACAUCAGCAACAAUGUAUGUACAUUAUUAAUUUCCGAUGUUCAUGUUCAUGUUUUAUUAUGUAAAUACUAUCUGAUGUUUGGAGCGUGGGUAUACAGAAUGUAAAUAUAGUUCUUGUAUUUGUACUAAUUCUGGUUCUGUUGCUGUAUAGCCUUAGGUGUGCAAUGCAGACAUUAUCUAACUGUGUAUGGUAACCUUGCAUCACGGAACUAUUAGUGAUCAUAAUAAAGGUACACCCAGUGCA
Messenger RNA from Pipistrellus kuhlii (Kuhl's pipistrelle), 9869 nucleotides. It is a transcript of the gene KIF1B, whose product is annotated as kinesin family member 1B. The transcript has 49 exons. The coding region runs from base 411 to 5861 and encodes 1816 amino acids. Gene Ontology annotation, biological process: microtubule-based movement. Gene Ontology annotation, molecular function: ATP binding; microtubule motor activity; microtubule binding. NCBI's taxonomy places the organism in Eukaryota, Metazoa, Chordata, Mammalia, Chiroptera, Vespertilionidae. The record is from RefSeq and is a predicted model, not a curated record.